This is a messenger RNA of Saitoella complicata NRRL Y-17804, 882 nucleotides long. Its product is annotated as NAD(P)-binding protein. The transcript has 2 exons. NCBI's taxonomy places the organism in Eukaryota, Fungi, Ascomycota, Saitoellomycetes, Saitoellales, Saitoellaceae. The coding region runs from base 94 to 882 and encodes 262 amino acids. The record is from RefSeq and is a predicted model, not a curated record.
CCACCACACCCAAAACCACCAAAGUGCACACCGUCGCAAUGUGAACCCUCACUGUUUGAUCAACCCCAUUGCCAGAACCGUAAUAACAAGAGAAUGACUACGACACACCCGGGCACUGCCCUGAUCACCGGUGCUGCCUCAGGAAUUGGGAAAGCAACCGCCUUCGCCUUCGCAAAAGCCGGUGCCAAUCUCGCACUCGCAGACUACAACCUCGACCUUCUAUGCCAGACCGCUGAGUCGAUCCACUCCGCAUACCCCUCAUCACAGAUUCUCACCCUCCAAGUUGACAUCGCAUCCGAAGACGCAAUUCGCUCCAUGAUAACCCAGACUGUAGCAAAAUACAGCACGAUUGAUUAUGCGAUUAACAAUGCCGGUCGUGGGGGUCAGGCAGGCACCUCCCACGCACUGUCCUCCUCCGAUUUCGAUAGUUUGAACGCUGUCAACUAUCGCGGAACCUGGCUGUGCGUGAAAUACGAGAUCGAGCAAAUGCUAAAACAGCCCAUUCGAUCAGUGCCCGGCGGCUCAGGCGACGAACGUAGAGCGGUGCGUGGCUCAAUCGUUAAUGUCGCCUCUCAACUUGGUCUCGUCGGCCGCUCCUCUGCACCGAUUUACGUCGCUUCCAAACAUGCCGUAAUUGGUUUCACGAAAUGUGACGCGAUCGACUACGCGAAAGACAAGAUCCGGAUUAACUGCGUUUGUCCUGGCGUUGUUGAGACGCCUAUGACGGAGGGUGCAUUUGAGGAUGCGGUGAGUAUUACGCCUAUGGGGAGGAAGGGAUUGCCGGAGGAGAUUGCGGAUGCGGUGGUGUUUUUGAGUGGAGAGAGUGGGAGCUUUUGUUGUGGCAGUGCGUUGGUUGUUGAUGGAGGGUAUGUUAUCAAUUGA